CACAAAAUCCCCGAUAGCAUGCACGACUGCCACGAUACAUUGACAUAGCGCGACAGUAUCCGUCGAAAUGCCGCGCGUCACGCGAAAGAGGGCAGCUCAGACAGCGCCUGAGCCUGAACCCGAGAUUGAGGAGGAGCAGGUCGAGGAAGCGGAAGCGGAAGAAUCGCAUGAUGCUCAGCCCCCAGGGCAGCAAGGGAACGACGAGAUGGAUGUCGAGGAAGAUGUAGAAGAAGGAGACGAAGAAGACAGUGAAAGAGAAGGUCGCGCGUCGCUCGAGAACGACGCUCCGCUGACGUGGAAGGCCGGCAGGCCCAUCGCGGUUGCGACCCUGCUACAACGGCUAAAGGCAUUGGCAGCGGAGCUGCAGUCACUGGCGCAGCACGAGGUUAUUCGCGCCGCCCUGGUGCCCAAGGCCAAGGAGUUGGCAAGCCCGCUCUUGCUCGGUCACAAGGACUACGGCAUCAAGAUCUAUACCGUGCGGUGCGUGGUGGAAAUGUUUAGGCUUUUCGCACCACACCAACCCUACAAACCCAGCCAGCUGAAGGAGAUCUUCAACUUCGUCGUAUCGACAGUGAUACCCGGACUCUCAAACCCCGCUCAUACGUACAACACCGAACACGAGGAUAUCAUCAAGUCCCUGGCGGAAAUUCAGAGCAUCGUCCUGCUCCCGGAUCUGCCAGGAAGUGAUCAGUUGCAAACACAACUAUUCAGCAACUGCUUCGAUGUGCUUGCAGGCAAUGUGUCUGAUGGAGACAAAGAGCUUUUGUCGAUGAAUGUGGAGUAUAUGUUCACAAGCCUGCUCUGCACGCUCGUAUUCGAAGCAGACGCAGUUCACCACGAAAUCGUGGAGGUCAUACUCGCCCAGUUCCUCAGGGCCGACCCUAAAGCCACGAAGAAGAAGGGCGAGGCACGAUUUUCAGAGGUGCUCAGAGAUGUCUCCCCAGCAUACAGUUUGGCCCGAUCUAUAUGUAAUACUUGUCACGAGAAGAUGACUCGCCACAUUGGCGAGUAUUUCCAAGCAGUUCUGAUCGAUGCUAGCGAGGCACGACCUGACUCGAAGCCAGCAAAACCAAAGGCCAAGAGGAAAAUGCGGGAUGAUAGCGAUGACGAGUCUGAGUCUGGUCUCAUCGAACCAUCUGCAGAUGAACUCCAAGAGGCCGAGAAGGCACAUAGCCUGUUACGUGAAUUGUGGAGGUCGUGCCCAGCGGUAAUUCAAAACAUACUUCCGCAGGUUGAAAGCGAGCUGAGCACCGAGAACACGCCCUUGCGCAUCAUGGGUGUGGAGAGCGUAGGCGAUAUGAUUGCCGGCAUCGGUGCCGCAGGACCACCUCCACCCUCGACUCUCGACCCGGCAGCAUAUCCGUCGCAAAGCCUAUCUGACUAUCAGCUUCCUGCACAGCAGAACAUCGUCCUUAUUCCCGCCGCGCCUCAAGCAUUCUCGUCGACACAUCCCACGACAUAUCAGAGCUUCAUUGAUCGACACCGUGACAAGUCUGCCCAAGUGAGAGCGGUCUGGGCCACAGCCUGUGCUCGGAUCAUUCUCACGUCAGGGGGCGGGAAGGGCUUGGAUUCUGCGCAAGAGUCGCAAAUCUUACAGAUCCUUGCGGACUUGAUCACAGACAAUGAUAAAAGAGUUCGCUUCGCCGCCGUUGCCGCUGUAGCAACCUUCGACUUUCAGUCGAUUGUUCGAAAACUUGGCAGUCAUGGGGGCGCUGCGAAAGAAGGCUCCAUACUGUACCAACUGGCGUCUCGCAUCAAGGAUCCGGAGGAAAGCAUCUCCGCGACAGCGCUCGAGCUUCUUGGUAAGAUCUGGGGCGUAGCAUCGGGGGCUAUCAUAGAAGGCAAUGAGCGUAUCCGUGAGCUGUUGGGCCCCAUUCCAAGCAGCAUCUUCAACGCAAUGUACAUCAAUCAGCCGAAGCUGAACGCGCUCAUCGCCCGAACCAUUAUCGAGUCGUUGCUGCCACUUAGCUAUCCUCCCACAAAGGGUAAGGCCUUUGGAGAGAAGGAUUCGCAACGAGUGCCUGACUCCCAGAGCACACAGAGCAAAGGGCCCGAUCCGGAUCGUAUUCGAGCUGAGCGUAUACUAGCACUAGUACGAGACCUCGAUGCCAAGGCCAAAGCCGCCUUCUUCGGUCUGCAAGGUCACCAAGUGUCGCGUGCAAAAUACGUGUCGCUCGCGCUUGCUUUGACCGAGAAGCUUGAAGGCGUUGCGAAGGGCGACACAGCAGAGGCUAAGAACCUUCAAAAGAUUAUUGCAGUUCUCGCGGACAGAUUUCCAGACAAGGUUACGGCUGUGAAGCACUUGACCACGUUCUUUGGCUUUCAUGACCGUCGAAACUUUGCGCUCACUAGGUUCGCAAUCGCAGCCGAUAGUGACUUCAAGAAGAGUCGCAAUGCACUGAUUGAAUUGCUCAAGCGUUUGAGUGGAGCAGCAAGCAACAUUGCCAGCUCGAUAGACACUGUGAGGCCGCUUUUGUUCUCAGCUGCAGUACUGGUCUACAAUCGAAGCCAUGUUCCUGCAAUCGUGACCAUUUCUCGUACCGAUGAAAAUGGUUUGGGUAGUGCGGCACACGACGUGUUGAAGGAAAUUUCGACACACGCACCACUGGUAUUCGAAGUUCAUAUCAAAGAACUGUGUGAGACACUCAAGAAGCAGGCACCUUCUGCUUCGUCGUCGAACGACCCCACUACUGAGGACACCCUCAAGGCGUGUGCUGGAUUUGCUCGACAAUUUCCAGAGAAGAUGCCGAAAGAUCGCGAGUUCUACCAGGCGAUGGCCAAAUUCGCCAAAUUCGGCUCCCCGCCAACAGUUGCGAAGCAUGCGGUGACUGUCAUAGUGGCCGCUGCAGAAAAGAAAGACAUGUAUGUCAGCGACAUCUUGAAGUAUUGCCUGACCAAUUUCGAUGUCAGCGAAGAGAGAGCAGCAACGAGAUUGGCAUCGAUCAGCCAACUGCUUCUACUGGCUCAUGUUCAAACCGAGGACCACGCAGAUGCUAUACACGAAAUCCUUACUGGGGCACUUGUCAACAGAAGCUCAGCUGAAGCAACAGACGCCACAUGGACGGACGAGGUCGACGGCGAGCUGCGAGUUAAGCUCUGGGCGCUGAAAGGUGUCGUAAACAACAUCAGAGGUCAACUAUCCGAUGCAGACACCACACGCCUGGACAAAGACUUAGAGGCUGCCAUCAUUAGGACGUUCAAAGUCCUCAAUACCAUCAUUCAUCGUGAAGGCGAAUUGGCCGGGGAGCCUACGCCGGAACAUCAUAAAGCACACAUGCGCCUCGCCGCUGCGAAGCUGAUACUGAAGCUCUGCUGCGACAAACCCGUCAACAAGCUCUUCGCUGCUCGGGACUUCAAUCGACUUACAACCGUUGCGCAGGAUGUACUGAUGCAGGUUCGAAGUGGGUUCGUCGCCAAGCUCAAAAAGUAUACUGGUCAGCAGAAGCAGCUCCACCACCGCUUCUUCAGCUUGAUGUUUCUAUACGCUUUCGAGCCGAUCAAGGCUUUGAGAGAGUCGACUGCUACACACCUGAAAGCUCGUGCUGCUUUCUAUGCAAAGGCUGGAGUGCCCAUGAUGGAAAACGUCUUCCCAUACUUCCUGAGCCUGCUGGCACACCACCAAGAUUUCUCGCCCUCUAUGAAGGAUCUUCCAGACUUCAUUGAGUACAUUAUUUUCUACCUCAAGGCAGUGGGUAAUGAACAGAACCUGUCAGAUAUAUACGCAUAUGCUCAGCGUGCGAGAAGCUUCGAGGAUGCUAUCGAGCCCGACAAUAGCGAAAAUCUCUGGACUAUGGCAGAUCUGGCUGAGGCGAUCAUACGAGCAUACGAGCAGACCAAAGGCUGGUCCCUGCAACUGAAAUCUAGCAAGCCGUCUAUGCCUAGUAGUAUCUAUCGGCAUAUAAGCGAUCACCAGCGGGCAGAGGAAGUGUCUCAGAAGCGUUUCUUGCCCGAGGAGCUUGACGACACCAUUGAGCAAUUGGUGGGUGAUCGGCUCAGGCCGAAGAAGAAGCGAAAGCACACCGAAGGCGAGUCAAAGCGGCCUGUCAAGAAGGCUCGAGCUACCAACGGUGACGAGAAGUCGUUGGCUGUGCGCAAGAAGAAGGUUCCCAAAGAGCCAAAGCCCAAGCCCGCCAAGAGCGUCAAGAAGCGAGCAAGUGAUGCUGUGCCGUCUUCAGCGAUGCGGAAGAGUACUCGGGUCUCGAACGCACACAGUUAUGUAGACCCGAGCGACAGUGAACAAGUAGACGACGACGAUAUCAUCUGGCGGUACGAGGCAGAGGGCUCGGAUGAGGAGGCAGACAAGGAGAAUGUCGGAUCUUCGACACCGCCGACCAGCGAUCCCUUGGCGACGUCGAAGAGCCAGGAAGAAGUUGUUGAGGUGGCAGACGAGGACGAUGCUGAGAGUGAGGUCGUGGUUGAUGAGCCGGUUGCAAAGACGAACGGUACCAAGGAGCGAACGCCCCGCACGAAAAAGAAGACGCCCACGAGCAAAGCGGCGAAAUCCAAAGCAGCACCGCCAAAGAAAGCGGCGGCGGCAACGAAGCAACAGCCUGCGCGCGGGACCAGAGCAUCGACCAGAGGUGCGACGAAGCGAGAGAAGGACACAAUGGACAUAGCGAGUGAGAGCGAUGGGGAGCUCAGCGCAAUGGAGGCUUAGUGGUACACAAAAGCCGAGUACAGUACGUGUUUUCGAGGGAGGGAGUACAUGUAUGCACCACAGUCCCAUUCAUAAGGAGGUCCGGCGGUGUGCAACAAUCUUUUUUCAAAAAAGAGUAUAGAUACCCCAUCGAGUCGAUAUUGAAGUUACCUUACCUAGUAUUAUCGUAUUCUGGCUCGUGAGAUGGCGUAUAACAACAUAGAUGG
Sphaerulina musiva SO2202 is the source of this 4863-nucleotide messenger RNA. RefSeq lists its product as uncharacterized. The coding region runs from base 68 to 4657 and encodes 1529 amino acids. The record is from RefSeq and is a predicted model, not a curated record. The transcript has a single exon. Gene Ontology annotation, biological process: DNA repair; mitotic sister chromatid cohesion. Gene Ontology annotation, cellular component: nucleus; chromatin. NCBI's taxonomy places the organism in Eukaryota, Fungi, Ascomycota, Dothideomycetes, Mycosphaerellales, Mycosphaerellaceae.